AUGCGUUUACCCAACCACUCGCCAGCAAAUCUCUGCCAUCUUCUCUGCUAUCUUCUCUGCACUUUUCUCUUUGAUCUCUCGACAGCCACCUCAACGAACAGUCCCUCGAUACUAGACAAUGGAGUUAGUGGUCUACCCGAAGUGGAUUGUAUGGAAGAUCGAGUAAAGCUCACUUUCAACACCGCUAAGCCGUUCACUGGGCGCAUCUUUGUAAAAGGAAUGGUCGAUAAGCCAGCUUGUGUGCAAAAAUUCGAGUCAAACGCGAACAACUCGGUGCAUUUCGAGCUGCAAAAUGGAGCUUGCAAUAUGCGGAGACAUCGAAUGAUUCAACCCGAUAAACGCGGCAUGGAGCAAUCGAUCACGAUCAUCAUCUCUUUUCACUCGACUUUCAUCACAAAGGUUGAUCGAGCUUUCCGAACAACGUGUUUCUAUAUGGAAGCUGACAAAGUGGUGACGAGUCGUUUCGAUGUUAGCAUGUUGCCAACAACUGACCUUGUUGACACGGCAAAAAUGCCAUUGUGCACGUACUCGGUGCGACGUGACUCAAUCGAUGGACCAGUUGUGCAAUAUGCGACCGUUGGAGAAGUCGUUUAUCAUGUUUGGCAAUGCGAUAGUGAUAUGUUCUCAAUGCUGGUGCACUCGUGUUUUGUUGAUGACGGCAAUGGACAAGACAGGAAACCGAUUCUGGACGAAAGGGGUUGCUCGAUCGACGAGGUGAUCGUGCCGGAUCUCACCUAUAACGCGAAAAACAAUCUCGCCUAUGCUCCAGUGUCUGUGUUCAAAUUCGCCGACAAAGUUACUACGUACUUUCAAUGCGCGGUGAGCACAUGUAUGCUCUCGGAGGGGAUGUGCGAAGGGAAAACGGUAAUUUCAAUCUUAAUAAUGAAUCUAUUCUAU
Molecule: messenger RNA, 897 nt
Organism: Mesorhabditis belari
Lineage: Eukaryota; Metazoa; Nematoda; Chromadorea; Rhabditida; Rhabditidae
Source: the annotation of a GenBank genome assembly